UUGUCCACACGUUAUUCGACAACAACAUGGCGCCUGCUACGAAAGGUCUCACGGAUUUGCAGAGGGAAAUUUUUACAAAAAUCAGCCAGAAUGAAGUGAACGAGUUGAAGGCAUUAUUGGCGAAGAACAAAAUCAAGAUAGAUUUUGUGGAUGAGAAUGGAAUGAGCCCGCUCCAACAUGCCUGUUAUAAGGGAAACAAGGAAAUUGUGCAGAUGCUCCUCGAUCAGGGUGCAAAUGUGAAUGCCUGCCAACACGAACAUGCGUACACUGCUCUUCAUUUUGCUGCUUUAAGCGGCAACGCUGAAUUAUGUCACCUUUUAAUGUCGCACGGAGCACGUUUGACAGCAACGAAUAGUGUGGGCAGAACAGCUGCUCAGAUGGCGGCGUUUGUGGGAAAUCACAAUUGCGUAGCGACUAUCAAUAACUUUAUUCCAAAAGCUGAUAUAGAUUAUUUUAUUAAGCCGCAGGGUUUGCAGACUGAACCUAUGUUACCGCCGCAUUUAGCAGAUUGUUUCCAUCAAUUCAUAAUGCAAGUCAAUGUAAAUCCUGUGCGUGUAUGCAUGAAUUUACAGAAAUUUCCUGCUCUUCUGGAAAAUGCGGCAAAAAUACAAAAGGUAUUAGAAUCUAUGCGCUAUAAAGAAAUGACGCGAGGCGCUGAAACAAACGAAGUUAUGGCUUUUAAGUAUCAUUAUCUCAGUUGCGUUGUAGCUGAAGUGUUAAAAUGUCAAAAGCGACAAGAAGCAAUGAAGGCAGAAAAAAGCGAGAAUGAGGAGAGCGAAGAAAAGAAAUCUGACACUGUAGAAGUUUUGAUACGAAGAUUCCUCAAGUGCAGUAAGAUCGAUGGUUUACCUGAAUAUCAGGAGGCAUUUUUGCGAGAGUCCGUAAGAGAGUUUCCGUUUAGAGAAAGUACAAUUUUUCGCCAAAUGGUCGCCACGUUGGCUAGCACAGAUCCACCAUCCGCCGUUUCCGUAGUUUCCGCUGCGAUUAACGGGCAACGAGGCUUCUCCGAUAAUGCCCAGACUUGUGUAACUUGUGGCGAAGAUAAAGCUACCAAAAAAUGUAGCAAAUGCAAAGCGGUGCAAUACUGUGAUAGAGAGUGUCAAAGAUUACACUGGUUUAUGCACAAAAAGGCAUGUGCUAGAUUAGAUCCAUCUCUGGCUAAUAAUGGAAAGAUCACGGAUGUAAAUAAAGAACAAAUUAUCAAUGCUGUCAGUUCAAGAUUACAGAAUCUAGUUGUUAAAUAAAUAUGUACAGAUUUAAUAUUAGCAGUUGGAAUUGUUUCCAUCUGGAACACAUUAUAUCCCAAUUAUCAAGAAUGUUUAUUUUUUUCCUGUAAAUAGUCACUUUAUUAGGAUUGUUAUUCUACGUAGAAUUUUUUCAUUCUGUAUAGAAUUGAUGGGUUUUCUAUGAUAUAAUUAUGCUUGUCAUAUUAUGAAAGCUAUAAUAAUACUAUUAUUUUUAUGCAAUUAAAAUCAUUGAAACUUCAUAAGCAUUUUUUUAGCCAUGCAUUUAUAUUGACAUUUUUUCGAAUAUCUAUCCUUGACAAUCAGUUGUAAUAUUAAUGAGGAAUAAAACUGAAUGAGAUUAUAAUAAGUUUUUGGUCAUGUGCGCAAAGAUAUUCUGUUUAUUAAGAGAUUUUUAUAUGCAAAUUUGAGUUGCCGGAUUUUUUUUGAACUGACUGACUUUGAUGUGGUUAUAUAUAUAUAUAUAUAUACUUCGCUGUACUUCUGGACAGUAAUAUUGUGGCCAAACAAAUUAUAUGAAGAUAAAGAUUCACAUUAUAUAUGAUAUAAUAAGACAAAAUGUUCUUUUGUAAUAUAUAAAUGUAUUCAUACAUUUAUAUAAUAAAUUUGGAAGAGAUGCAUAAGAACAAAUACAUAUUUAUGUUUAUAGAAAAAUAUUUUAUCAUGUCAUAUUAUUGUCACAUAAUGUGAAUCAACAUUUAUUCUUAUCACGUAUCUAUGUGUGUUCAGUUAAAUAUAUCUGUUUGUAAUAUUUUAGAACUGUGUUUUUUGAAAAGCUUAUUGUGAUGAUUUAUUGUGACAAUUUAUUGUGACUUAUCUUUGCCGGAAUAAAGCACAUUUGCUUGUGA
Molecule: messenger RNA, 2092 nt
Organism: Cataglyphis hispanica
Lineage: Eukaryota; Metazoa; Arthropoda; Insecta; Hymenoptera; Formicidae
Product: ankyrin repeat and MYND domain-containing protein 2
Exons: 3
Coding region: 27-1244 (405 amino acids)
Molecular function (GO): protein binding
Source: RefSeq, a predicted model, not a curated record